UCUUUCUGAAAUGGUGUAAGAGUUUUUAACAAAUAAGGACACUUGCUUCUAGUAAGUUCCAUAUAACAGCUGAUAAAUACAUUUUCGAGUGCGGACGGUACAUGUGUGACUUUUUAAAACAAUGAAUUACUAGUAUGUCUUUAAAAGUAUCCACAAGACAAUAUAUGUUUAUUAAGUUUAGGAAGAUACAUGGUGAAGACAAAACAUACAUUGUUCUGUUUUCGUUUUUUUACAUUCAUUCUUGUAAUAUGCGUUUACUGUAUUGAAUCGAAACAAAAUUCACUUUAAAUAAAGAUAAAAACCUCCACCUUAUUUUCUUUUCAAUGGUUCAUUUUUUUUUAAAGAUUACAUGUAUUGGAACAUAUCCAAAUUUAACUAAACGAUACAAAUAUUAAUGUAAAAUAAACGUUACAUCUACAUAGACCUAGAUGUAUACUUAUCAUUUACAAAAUAUUUGUUUGUGAGAAAUCGAUACCUCAUUGCAUUUUUUGUUAAUUGACUCCGUUAACAAAGAAUGACAAACUUAUCUUGACAAAAGACACAUUACAACUAAAAAGGUAACUGAAUAGGCGAGCGAAGUAUGGCGUCAACAACCAGGGGAGAGGAGCCAAAAAAGUUAUCAAUCCAAGGGCAUUCUGUACCACAACCCGAAGAAAAUACAUUUGAGGACAGGUUUGGAUCUUUUGUUGGAUCUGAGGAUGAAUCAGAUACAAUUCAGCAUUCUUUGAUCGAGCAAAUAGUCAACAUGAACUUGGGACUUGAAAAACAAAUAGAAACAUUGCGCUUGAGACUUGACUUUGGAAGAAAGCAUCACCAUGCUGCAAAUGAAUCUGAAAAACUUUCUAUGGAAUCCGAAAUUAAAGCAAAGACAAUCAAAAUUGAUGCUCUGAAAACAGAGCUGAAUAAUAAGGAAAGUUCUUUGUCACAGUUAGAAGAAGACAAUGACGAUAAACGGAACAAAUUGGCUGAAAUUCAGACUCAGAUCAGCGAAAUGAAGCAGAAUGUUGACUCUGCAACCACGUGGAUUACGGAAAUUCAGAAAGAAAUAGUUAACCUGGAAUCAGAAAACAGGCAGUUGGUGUCUGGUGAGGCGUUUGAGAAAGCAAAAAGAGACAUUGCCACUUUAAAAAACGAAAUUUACACUUUUCAACAAAACAUAAAAGUAAUGUCGAAAGAACUAAAUCGAGCGCGAGAAGUUGUUGUUUCCCAGGGAAACAGUAUGAAAAUUCUUGAAACAGACAAACUUAAUAUACAGGUUAAGUUCAAGGAAGAUUUACAACGAAUAACAAUGUCUGUGCGAUUUGAGAUAGAGCGCAUGCGUGAUAUUAUGCAAAACCAGUGGAGCGAGAUGAAAUAUCUCCGAGAGCAGAACCAAACUGUGCGACAAGAUGUAAAGGAAAUCAGAAAUUUGUUGUUACUUGCGCAAGCUCAACCAGAUUCUAGCCGUCUUACAAAGAGACAAACUGAAUCAACUUUGUCAUCGUUUCCACCAAGCCGAAAUCCAACCCGAAAGCCAUCCCACCCUCCUCUGCCGUCAUUGUCGCCAAAACGAACUUUCGUUCAGAGAAAAUGACUCUUAUAUCUUAUAUUGUCUGCAGUUAAAGUCCUUUUUUAAGUUCAUCACUUGGCAUCUAGUAGUAUCAAAUGACUGGAACAGCUUAGGUAAAUGAGUCCUCAGAAGAACAUUUUCUUAUUUGUUUUAGAAUUUGAUAACAAACACGAGAUCGCUGAAUUUCAUUUGAUGAUACUGAACAUUACAGAAAAAAGUCUUUCAUAUAGUUUGAAUAAAGAUAUUUUAGUGUAGAUUACA
Molecule: messenger RNA, 1810 nt
Organism: Mytilus californianus (California mussel)
Lineage: Eukaryota; Metazoa; Mollusca; Bivalvia; Mytilida; Mytilidae
Exons: 3
Coding region: 581-1573 (330 amino acids)
Source: RefSeq, a predicted model, not a curated record